AUGUAUCCCAAUUAUCAACAACCACCACAACCACCUGUCCAAGGUUUUCCCAACGUUGGAUAUGACAACGGUGGUUAUUACAAUAAUAAUAAUGGAUAUGAUGGAUAUAAUAGCGCACCUCCUUAUCAUGAUCAUCAAUUGCAACGACAAAAUAGCAAUCCUAAUCAUCAGGCCUUAACUUUAAAUGGUUACCAACAAUCGUAUGCUGAUAAAAGAAAGUCAAUUAGACAUGUAGAAUUGGUAAACGGAAAUUUGGUGUUUGAUAGUCCCGUACCAGACAAAGUUCUUCAAAGUGUAAAAUCACAAACCAAAGAAUUUACACACAUGACCUAUACGGCAGUAACAUGUGAUCCCGAUGAUUUUUCAAAAACGUGGGGAAAGGAAGGGUGGAAAAAAGUUGUCGUAGUCGUUGUAGCGGAUGGACGUAAUAAAGUAAAUCAACGUGUAUUAAAAGUUCUUGGUGCAAUGGGGGUUUAUCAGGAAGGUAUCAUGCAAGAUAGUGUCGCCGGCCAGCCUGUCACGGGUCAUUUAUUUGAAUACACUUCUAACAUAAUGGUUGAUAAUGAGUUCAAUAUAGCUGGACAAGAAAAUCCUCCG
Messenger RNA from Funneliformis caledonium, 597 nucleotides. NCBI's taxonomy places the organism in Eukaryota, Fungi, Glomeromycota, Glomeromycetes, Glomerales, Glomeraceae. The record is from the annotation of a GenBank genome assembly.